CACUGACCUUGCGAUCCAGGAACAGCCACAGCCAGACGAGUUCUUGCGGCGCCCCGGGGCAGAUUUGGUUAUCGCCACGAUGCGGUGACCUUGAAUUUAACACAAAAAUUACUGCUGUGUAAGUCUCUAACCACUACCCUUUAGUUCAGGCACGUCAACGUAUCAUUCUGGAGCUCGUUUCAAAAUAACCUGGGACGUUCUUUCAGUGCAGGCCACGUCCAGGUCACUCUGCUCAAGUGAAGGCUGCUCGCUGAGUACAGAAACCAGGAUUAGACCCGUGGUUUGCAACUGCACACACUCACAGCCUGUUGUAUUUGACUGUUGCCCACUGAGCACAGAGUUACACAUUCAAUGCAUUUUCCUAAACAAAUUAUUCCCCAUUAUUUUAAUCUUUCCAAGUUGUAUUUAAAGAGAAUGGACGAGGCUGGAUCCCCUGCCCCUGGUUCCUCUCCCACACUCGUUUGGAGGUUUCUUUGAACUGUUUUCUCCAAAAUAGACAAAUCAUGGUCCCCGAGCUGCUGCUGUGCUUGAGCUUUGCUCACGCAGCAGCGCUCAAACCCACCUGCCUGUCGGCCCAGUUCCGAAAGCCAGGGGAUUAUAUCCUGGGGGGCUUGUUCCCGUUUGGAAUGGACGCGGGAAACCUGACGGCACGAUCCGAGCCCACGUUAGUGGCGUGUGAAAGGUUAUUUGCAGAAGGGCUGAUAUGGGCUCUCGGGAUGAAGUUCGCUAUUGAUCAGAUCAACAACUCCACGUCGCUGCUCCCGGGAGUGACGCUGGGCUACGACGUGUCGGACACCUGCUCCGAGCCGCUGGUGGCCCUGCAGCCCACUUUGCUAUUUCUGACCCAAAACGGCACAACGGGCAUCGGCGUCCUCUGCAACUACACCGACUACCAGCCGCGCGUCACCGCGGUCAUCGGGCCACGCAGCUCAGAUCUCUGCCUCGUAACCGCCAAACUGUUCAGCUCCUUCUUGAUCCCACAGGUCAGCUACGGAGCCAGCAGCGAGAGGCUCAGCAACACGGAGUCGUUCCCGUCCUUCUACCGCACCGUCCCCAGCGAUAAGAGCUUGGUGGAAGCCGUGGUCCUGCUGCUGAACGAGUUUGGAUGGAACUGGGUCGGCAGCAUCGGAAGCGACAACGAGUACGGCCGAGGAGCCCAGGGGCUCUUCGUAAGCGUAGCUGGAAAUCACAACAUCUGCGUCGCGUUUGAGGGGCUCAUUCCUACAGACCUUGCAGACCCCAACGCCCAAAAGCAACUGGAAGAUACCAUUAAGACAAUUAACAAGAGCGAAGUCAACAUCAUUGUCCUUUUUGCCUUUAGCCAGGCAGCCCAGGCCCUGCUGGAACACAGCAUCAGGAUGGGACUGAGCGAGAAAGUCUGGAUUGGUACCGAAACCUGGCUAUUGUCUGACAUACCCGCCUCCAUCCCAAACAUUCAGAGCAUCGGGACAGUUUUAGGCUUUAUUACGAAAGCAGGCACAGUCCCCGGCUUCCAGAAAUACGUUGCCGACCUCUUUAGCUCCGUUCAGCAGGAUGAAUUUUGCCAGGAGUCGCGCGAAUCCAACCGCCUCGUGAACCCCGACGGGACGGACACACAUUGCAAACAGUGCGACCACGUCUCGCUGGCCAACGUCUCGUCCGUGCUGAGCCACUCGCGCAUACAGCCGGUUUACACCGCGGUUUACAGCGUGGCGUCCGCGCUGCACCGCGCGCUGGGCUGCGCCCGCCCCCCGUGUCCCCGGGCACCCGUCAGACCUUGGCAGCUGCUGCACUUCAUGAAUAGCUUCCCGUUCGAGGUGAACGGCCGGAGAUUCAGGUUUGAUCAAUCCCACAGCAUCAACACCGGCUACAAGCUGAUAUUCUGGUCAUGGAAAAACGGCACGCUGACCUAUCAGCCUGUAGGUGACUAUGGAGAUUCCUUGUACAUCAACAAGUCCCAGAUCCAGUUUCACACCACCGAUCAAAAGGAGCCGACAUCGGAGUGUUUCAGACAUUGUGAACCGGGACAAUUCAGACAAAUAAAAGGGUCCCAGCUCUGCUGCUAUGACUGUACAGAUUGUCCAGAAAACACCUUCUGGAGCACUGAAGACAGCUCCAGCUGCACCCGCUGCCCGCAGCACCAGUGGGCGCCCGCCCGCAGCACACGCUGCCACGACCGCGGCCGCAGGUACCUGUUCUGGAACGAGCCGCUGACAGUCGCGCUGCUGCUGCUGAUGUCCCUGACCGCCUCCCUGAGCGGCGGGGCAGCAGCGCUCUUCUACAAGAACCUCGACACCCCCCUCGUGCAGGUUUCUGGGGGCAAACGGAGCCUCUUUGCCUUGUUCUCGCUCCUGCUGCUGUCUCUCAGCUGCUGCCUCUACAUAGGGAAGCCCAGUGACCAGCUUUGCGCGAUGCAGCAGAUGGUCUACGCCCUCUGCCUCAAUGGUUGCUUCUCCACCUUCUUCAUCAAGUCCCUGGAGAUCGCGCUGGUGACGGAAUUCCCUCGCUGCGCCCCCACCUUCUUGCGCUGGGUGACCCAGCGCCGGGCCUGGCUCCUCGUCGCCUUGUGCCUCCUCACCCAGAGCUUGUUCUGCUUCUUCUACCUUCGCUUGGGACCCGACUAUUCCGCGUCCGACUACGUGUCCCUGCCCACGGAGGUGCUGCUGGUGUGUCACACGCGGUCCUGGGUCGCCUUCGCCCUCGUGCACGGCUACAACGGCUGCCUGGCCCUGGUCUGUCUGCUCUGCACCUUCAUGGUCCAGACGGUGGGUAAGACGUACAACAUCGCCAGGGGCAUCACAUUCGCCGUCCUCAGCUAUUUCAUCAUCUGGAUCUUCUUUGUCGCUUUUUUCGCCACGCUGAAGACGGUCCUCAGGUCUGUUACCCAGAUCGGGACCGUUUUGACAACCAGUCUGGGGAUCUUGGGGACCUACUACAUCCCUAAAUGCUACAUCAUCUUGUUUAGGCCUGAUCUGAACACAGUGGAUUAUUUCCAGAAUUCCAUCAAGGAGGAGCCAGAGAAGGACUCCCAAUAAACAGACAAUAAACCAGAUCCAUUGUCUCCUCCUCUUCCUCAAUAGAAGCUGCCUGUAUUUAAAUGGGAGAAUUCUAUUUAUGAUGACUCUAUAAGCUACAGUCCCAGGCACAAUCACCAUAUAAAAUACCACCUUAUCCAGUGAGCUGAGUGCUAAGACCAGAAAUUUUAAGCUGCAAAAGCACAGGACUAAAGCAAAAUGCUCCCAGCCAUCCGUCCUUUCUGUAGUUAACCACCCAUUUCAGCACCCAAAAGAGUUUUCAAAUAUAUUCAACAGCACAGGAUUAAUAACUUGAAAAGCAGAGGGAAUCACCUGAAAAGGUGUGAGAUUAUAGAGCACAACUAGAAAUCCUGGUGAUUAACCAAUGAUACUUUUCUCUUGACUUCUUUGUCACAAAAUCCACAUCCACCCCAGUACGUAAAGGCAGCUGUAUGCAUGAUAUAAAGAGCACAUUACCCAUUCAAAUUUCAAUUCACUCAUUUGUGUUUCAUUAACGUGCGUUUGCAAAGAACAUGGAAAUGAGGGCAAGACGCACGGAAGUGAAUAAUGUGCAAAUCACAAUACCCCAAAGUCACAGCAAAAGCUCCUCUCACCUCAAAAAACCACACGAAGAUCCCCAGAGAGAAACCAUCUCAUCUGCAAAGGGCACAGAACACCCUGCAUUCAUACACACAACUGGACCCAACGCUUUCUAACCGAUGCCAUCUUACUUAUCCGUUCAUAAACCCGGUAAAAGUACAAUUGGACUCUGAUACAACUGCUAAAAAACUAGUUUUAUGUUACUGAAAUUAAGCAAAUAGCCAAGAACAAAUAGUACCCCAAAGUGAAAACUUCCCCCUCGUUUCACAUUCCUAUCUAACGGUACCAAGUAACUAUAGUUAUAGCACUAAGACAUUUUCUUUUCCCCACUCACUUUGCCAAAAAACUCUAUUGCUAUUUCAUUCCUCAUAUAAAAGUUUCUCCAUCUGCCCACUACACGCUAUUGGAAGUUAACUCAUCAAUUCAGCUCAAAGAAUUUGCUAAUUAAUCUAAAGCAGUGAAUAUUUAAAACAAAACCAAAAAGGCUUUUGCUGCAUUGCAGACCCAACUGUCCCACAUUUCUGGGAUACCUGCAAAUUAAAUUCUCCUGGCGUAUUUGAGGAAAUACGUGAAAACGUGGCCAAAGCGCUCCCCGGUGUGAUUACAGACAAUAAAAACUGACCUGAAGACUGAACUUCUUGUUUCCGGAGCCGGCAGCGAGUCCUUGGGAACACUUGUUGCGCCUGAGAUUGCAGCAGUAAAUCCUCCUUUCAUAGCAGAGAAGCAUUAAAGCAACUUUCGCUCAUCAUUCCAAAA
Molecule: messenger RNA, 4349 nt
Organism: Columba livia (rock pigeon)
Lineage: Eukaryota; Metazoa; Chordata; Aves; Columbiformes; Columbidae
Gene: TAS1R3
Product: taste 1 receptor member 3
Exons: 6
Coding region: 504-3014 (836 amino acids)
Biological process (GO): sensory perception of sweet taste; G protein-coupled receptor signaling pathway; sensory perception of umami taste
Cellular component (GO): plasma membrane
Molecular function (GO): G protein-coupled receptor activity; sweet taste receptor activity
Source: RefSeq, a predicted model, not a curated record